AUGACAAUCCGCACGCAUGAGAGGAGAUAUUUCGAAUGCAAUGAUCGAUCCGCGUGCGUAAUAGGAAUUAGAAGUUCGACUCAAACCUCUACAUGCAUGCCACACAACGAAAUUCAAACUUCCAACUUCCAAGUCCGAAACCACAGCAAGAAGAAGAAGAAGAAGAAGAAGAAGAAGAAGAAGAAGAAGAAGAAGAAGAAGAAGAAGAAGAAGAAGAAGAAGAAGAAGAAGAAGAAGAAGAAGAAGAAGAAGAAGAAGAAUAACAAGAAGCAGCAACAAACAGCUAAACACGAAAUGCGAAAACCAAAACGUAAACUCAAAUAA
Molecule: messenger RNA, 324 nt
Organism: Botrytis deweyae
Lineage: Eukaryota; Fungi; Ascomycota; Leotiomycetes; Helotiales; Sclerotiniaceae
Exons: 1
Coding region: 1-324 (107 amino acids)
Source: RefSeq, a predicted model, not a curated record